This is a messenger RNA of Dermacentor silvarum, 1836 nucleotides long. RefSeq lists its product as uncharacterized. NCBI's taxonomy places the organism in Eukaryota, Metazoa, Arthropoda, Arachnida, Ixodida, Ixodidae. The record is from RefSeq and is a predicted model, not a curated record. The transcript has 2 exons. Bases 1 to 1836 code for a protein of 611 amino acids.
AUGAGUUUCCGCACACCGGGAGGACGCCCGCCGCGCGCGGGUCACCGUCGUCACGCCAGCACGUCGUUCUUGACACUCGAGCCGACGACUCUUCAAGAGUUCCGUGCAAGAGAAGAGCUCGAGUACCAUGCUGCGCACAUUGCCGACGAGUGUCUGCGUAAGCAAGCCACCAUUACGCUGCCGGCGGACCCUGCCCUGCCUGUGGCUGUGCUCGGCAGCAAUGCGGCACCGGCAGUAGUUGUGGAUCCUCCCCAGGCGAGCCGUCUCUCCCUGGUGCAGGACACCGCCCUUGCUGAGAGGGUUGCCGCUCCGCUGCCCUCUUCAGACGACGACGAGGACAUGGACUCCUCGCGCUCGCGGAAACGCCCCCGCGAAGCGGAGUGCGAGGAGGACGAAUCGGCCUGCCCUCGCAAGCAACCGCCUUGCUCGGAGGCUCACGUAUCACCCGUCGCUCACUCGGAGCGGACGGACGACAGCAGCUCCGUCUUCCGACUCCCGGGACAGACGGUCACCACAUCGUCCCUGCCCCCCGCACAGGAUGGUGCUCGUCCCGAAACGCCGGCGCUGCUUACGCCCACGGACGCUCGCGCUUCGCCAGCUGAUAGUGGCGAUGGCGAGCUCCCUCCCACGUCGUCUGCUACCAAAGACGCUCGCCACCCGAUCGGAUCGGUCCCGAUGGUGCUCGCAGAUUCCACGCCACCCGACUCGAAGCUGCACGGCUCUGUACAUCAGGCGGCACAGUUCCUGAAGGGGUCCCCCCGCCACACCUCUGCACAGCAGAACCAGGGGAAAAAGAGAACGAAGAAACAGCAGAAGUCGAAGAAAUCUGCUAACACUUCAGAGGCUUCUUCUUCACGGGUUGCUGCUGACCCAUGCCACGCACCAGUGACCCAGGUCGCCCUCAAGACGGUGCAGCACGCUGCCCCCGGCGUCCAAGAACCACCCUCAGAUGGGUUCGAACUGGUUCGUUCCAAGGCUAACCGGCGGCACACGAGGGCCCUGGAGAAUGCUGCCCUGCCGGUGAACCCUAAGGUGGUCGGCACGGUGCUUUUCCGUCCUUCGGCACCCGGUGGAGCCUUCCGUUGUGCGCCACGCCUCGUACUCGCGGCAGCGCUUUUAGCGCGCCCCGGUGUCGCUGCGGUGAGGGUGAACAACAAGCGCAACAUCGUGGCCGCCGACACCACCACCCGGGCCUGCCUGGAGGAGCUGAUGACGGUCACCGAGCUCCACGGAAUCCCGGUUACUGCUCGCCCGCCGGCUGAGCGCGGGAUGAGCACCGGCUUUCUGCAUGGGGUGGACGGAGAGCCUGCAGACGAGGACCUCCUGAGGGCCAUCGAAUCCAGCGUCCCGGUGGUGUCUGCAACCAGGCAGGGCAACACCAUCACUAUCCGUUUCGCCGGACCGGUCCCCCCUGAACACGUGAGCCUCUUCAAGCUCUGGUUCAGGGAACGACGUGUGGCCACCAUCAUGGCCUCCUCGACCACAGCACUCUCCAGGCGUGCGGUCAGAGCCGCGGUGCGUGAGGAGAGCAACGUGGAGCAGGCCUUCGCACCUCCGGCGCGAUCGUACGCGGGUCUGGUGAGGGGUGCCCCCGCUCCCUCGCGGCGCCCAGUACCAACCCCGCGAGCCUCCCGCCGCCGGGUUCCAGAGACUGCUGUGGCCUCCACUACCACGCCGCCAGAUGCCCCCAUGCCCCAGACUACGGUGGACCAGCUGGUGACCAAUCUCCUGCUGACCAUGCAAGCAGUCGGCUCUUUGCUGCCUGCUGAACAUCCACUGAGAGCCAUCUGCCUGCAGGCAGUGGCAGCCCAGACCACAGCCAACCACCAUGGCUGA